Messenger RNA from Staurois parvus, 280 nucleotides. NCBI's taxonomy places the organism in Eukaryota, Metazoa, Chordata, Amphibia, Anura, Ranidae. The record is from the annotation of a GenBank genome assembly.
AUGCGCAUUACAUGCGGUGCCCCGAACCGCAUUAGUGAGCAACAAUGAUGGCAAAAUGCUAUAACUCCUGGAAAUGCUUUCCACCCCGGUCACAUUCAUCCAGGGGGGGACUGACAACUCAUGGGGCCCCCGGGCAAUAGGGGAUCAUGGGGCCCCUGUGUCCUUGCCCAAACUCAAAAAAGCCUAUGAAAAAGGUACCAGGGGCAUCUCAUGGGGCCCCCUACUGACCCUGGGCCCUCGGGCAGUGCCCGAGUUUCCAAAUGGUCAGUCCACCCCUGCA